GAGGGGGGCGUGGUUCAGCGGAGUCGGCAGCGGGAGAGAGAGUCAGGAGACGAACGGUGAGUGAGUGGGUUAAAUGCAAAUGACGAACACCUGUCUCUUGUUUCAGUAAUUGGUGUGGAGAGAGUAUAUAACACCAGGAGAAACAGGAGUGGGGGAGAGAGAGACGGACUACUGACUGCUGCCCCGCUGGUGAUCUACGAGUGAGAGAAUUGUGAAUGAUUUGUGACCGCUUUGUGCCUGUCUGCACCCCUUUUGUUUUGAAUUGUGAGAAUUAGUGCAAAUAAAAAGCAGUCAGUAGUCAAGCCGACCCUGUCCUCUUCCUUCCUGAAUACUGAACUUUGCUACACUGGUGCCGAAACCCGGGAAGGAAGACGGAAGCCGCCGCCAUGCAAUCGUCCUCCGGAUCGCCAUUUGCGGAGAUUAUCACCUCCCUCGCGGUCAUGCAACAAGAACAACACCAGGCCCUGCUGGACUUGAGACAGGAUCAAGAGAGGUGCUUCCAAGUCGUUGUUCAAGCCCAGCAGGAGGACCGCGAGAGGUUCCGGAGCUGGAUUGACCGGGAGGUUCGACCGGAAGCCCUGGAACCUCGAGCUGUGCCCGCCCACCUACCACUCCACAAAAUGGGAUCUGAGGACGACCCGGAGGUUUUCAUCGAUCUCUUUCAGAAGACGGCUGAGCUGUCGGGCUGGCCGCGGGACCAGUGGCCGAUGCGCCUGGUCCCGCUGCUCUCCGGGGAGUCCCAGAUAGCGGCACAGCAGCUUCCGGUGCAGAAUCUCCUGGUCUUCGACGACCUAAAAAGGGCCAUCCUCCAGCGGGUCGGCCGGAGCCCUGAAGAACAUCGCCAGCGGUUCCGUUCCCUGGAACUGGGCGAGUCCGGCCGACCGUUCGUGUUGGCCCAACAGCUCCGGGACUCCUGCCGCAAAUGGCUGUUGGCUGAGGGAAGCGACGUGGAGAAGAUUGUCGAUCGAGUGGUACUGGAGCAGUUCAUUACUCGGCUCCCACGGAGGACAGCAGAGUGGGUCCAGUGCCACCGCCCCACGUCGCUGGACUCAGCCAUCCACCUCGCGGAGGACCAUAUGGUGGCGUGCCCAGGGGUCGGCGAACCCCUCCCAUCUGUCUCUCUCUCCCCGUCUUCCCCUUCUGUCUCUCUCUCUCGUCCUGUCCCUCUCCCCAGGUCCCGCCCACCUGUACAUCCUCGAGUCCCGCCCCGGGGGCGGGGCGGAGUUGACCCGAGCCAGUUUGGGGGUCCCAGAGCCCCGCCCAGGAGGGCGGGACUGACUUCCGCUGGACAGGACCCCGCGCCUGUUUCUCCGCUCUCUCCACGCCAAUCAUUUACCCCACUCCCUGCCACUGGGGCGGCGGGGAGGUCUGGGCCAGCCUGUUGGCGUUGCGGGGACCCGGAGCAUUUCGUGGACAGGUGCCCAGUGAUGGAGGUUGGGACAAUGGUCCGGGUCCCGGACGCCCCGCAGGCUGCCCCCGGUCAAGCUGGCUGGUAUCAAAUACCUACAGACGCGUCGGACAGGGGGCUGGGUGCCGUCCUGUCCCAGGAGAUAGAGGGGGAGGAACGGCCGGUGCUGUACAUUAGUCGGAAGCUCUCAAAGAGAGAGACUAAGUACAGCACCAUAGAAAAGGAGUGUCUUGCCAUCAGGUGGGCCGUCCUCACCCUCCGCUAUUAUCUCCUGGGACGGGAAUUCACUCUCUGUUCGGACCAUGCCCCCCUGCAGUGGCUCCACCGCAUGAAGGAUACCAACGCGCGGAUCACUCGUUGGUAUCUAGCUUUACAGCCUUUUAAGUUCAAAGUGGUCCACAGGCCGGGUGCUCAGAUGGCUGUGGCCGACUUCCUCUCCAGAAAUGGGGGGGGGGGGGGGGCUGCAGGCCGGAUGGCUCCCCGGCCUGAGUCGGGCGGUGGGGGUAUGUGGCGAGGGGGGCGUGGUUCAGCGGAGUCGGCAGCGGGAGAGAGAGUCAGGAGACGAACGGUGAGUGAGUGGGUUAAAUGCAAAUGACGAACACCUGUCUCUUG
Molecule: messenger RNA, 2020 nt
Organism: Ctenopharyngodon idella (grass carp)
Lineage: Eukaryota; Metazoa; Chordata; Actinopteri; Cypriniformes; Xenocyprididae
Product: zinc finger protein 500-like
Exons: 2
Coding region: 387-2003 (538 amino acids)
Molecular function (GO): nucleic acid binding; zinc ion binding
Source: RefSeq, a predicted model, not a curated record